UUUAAAUUAUUGUGGGAAAAUGCCAGCAAGAAAACGGAAGAGAGAAGAAGCAGGUCUGACAGACUUUGACCAGAGUAGUGAGAAACGAUCAAAUAUGACCCAAGAAUCUGAGAUGCCUGUAGUUCCCUUGAACUAUUACUAUCGAAGCAAGUUGAUAGACUUCCAUUCUAACCUCAGAAAUUACAGAAACAUGAAGGAAUUGAUGGAUGUUGUUUUUGAAGCAAAUCAUGGGAAUAAGGUCCUUUGUGACAGUCUAGUCCUUCUAAUCCUUAGAAACUCAGGCCUCGAUCCUGAAGAGAAAUCAACUCUCAAGAUAGUCGAAUGUGCGAAUCAAGAUACCCUUACUCAAGAAGAGAUUGAGAGCGAGAAUAUUUCAGAAGACAACAGCCAGGUUAUAGACUUUUGGCACUCGCUUACUGAAAAGUCAGAUUACUAUAUAAAAUUCAAGCAGUUAUUCAGCAUCUUGGUUUUCUCCUGUAUCGAAGAGGAAAAGACAGGAGAAGAGAGGAUUAAAGCAAUACAGGAGCUACUCUUUAGUCUGAUAACAUUCAGUAAAGUCAACUUCAGAUUUCUCAGAAUUGCCAAUUCAGUGGCGUUCAAUUCUCUUUUUAGAGGCCUUGUUGCUAACUUUGAAGAAAUCGUGCAGGAUAUCAAGACUUCAAAGUCUAAGAAAAAGAGAAAGGUGAAGGAGAACCAGAGAUUAAAUACCCUGAAGGAGGUUAGAGAAAGUUUGGUCCAAUGCCUUGCUUGCUGCUUUGAAUACCUAUUCUUGAAGCAUUAUCAUGAUAUCUCGCCUAUAAUUAGAGAGCAGAUCUUUGAUUCACUGUCCCUGUUCUAUAAUAGGGUUGACUUUGAUGUACCUAAUGAGUUUGAAAUUGAAGAUUUUUGAAUGGACAAAGUCUUUUUCUUUGCCUUGAAGGAAGCCGAAAAAUCAGUAAAAUUCAAAGCGCUUGAAUUUUGAGAUGUUUACCUACGCAAAAGAGCUGAAAAUAAAAAUCAGAGCAAAGACCAGAACUUUGAUGAAGAGGUUUUUCAAAUCAUUCUUAGUAGGCUACUUAAGGAGGGAGCUAGCAACCAAGCGAUGACCAAGGGGUCGAUGUCGGAAUCUAAGCUUAUCAGCCCAGUGCUUACCCAAAUUCUCGCUAAGCUAUGAGAGUAUAACCCAAGCUUGAAGAAAGAUAAGAAUUUUGAAAGGCUGAAGAAGAUGGCAAUAUUUAGUCCAACAAUGCUUGGCAAGCAAAUUCUUCAGAUUAUCUCGAAGGAAGCAGGCUUGAAAGUUCUAAGACUUGAGAUCCAAGAAGAUAUAGGUGAAACUCAUAUUCCUUCAGCUCAAGAUUUCAGUAAGAACUUUGAGAAGAUUUGAAAUUUUCUAAAUGAUAAAUGUCUUAAAGACUACAGCCCAAAGGAAGUUGGAGAAGGAUUCUGUAAUUUGAUGCUUUUGUGAGGAGACUUGACUCUAUUCAAUUUCAAGUUAUAUGCUUCUAACAUUGAAGAGUUCCAGAAGAAACUCUCAAAAUCCAAAAAGAAAGCUUCUAAGACCUUAGAACUUCCUGAAAUACUGAUGUAUUGUCUCAGACACUCAUGAUUAGUAUUCAAGAAAAUUAUUAAGAAGAAGAACGAUGAAAAUACUAAUCCAGAAGAGAAGGAAUAUUAUGAUAAGAUUGAUAAUUCUCUAAACUCUGACUUGCUCGAGAUUUUAUCUAUUAUCUUAUCUACCUACAAAGUUGAUGAUCCAAUCCUUAUUCCAGCCAUAAAGAUCUUUGAUGCUAUAAAUUUUAAACUGAAUACUGAUAACUUACCUGAGUCUGAUUUGGCAAAAACAGUACUAGAGAGUUUGUUAGAAAUCAAUGACAUCGACGUGAGCUUCAGCAAACAGAAGCAAGACUAUCGCAGAUCAGUCCUCUCUGCCAUCGGCAAGCUCUCGUUCAUUCCAGCUUGAACCAGCCUGGUCAAGUCCAAGAUCGGUGGGUUCAUAGCAGAGUUCCUCAGAGCCUUCGGUGAGUACGAGGCCAACGACCGCAGCUAUGAUGAAAACAAAGACGCGUUCUGUAGCCUGGUCACGCGGACGGCCGACCUGGUGACUUUUGACAUGCUUCAGACCCACAAGGCAGAAGGACUCAAGCUGUACCACAAGUUCCUGGGAUUCUUGAGCGCAUUCGUGGUGAGGAACUAUGAAGAGUUUGAGGAGGACUUUGUGACAGAGCUGGGAAGCACAGUCAACACUAUGUACUUGUGGCUUAUGUCCUUUAUAAUCUCUAAAGUUGAAAAGAAUGUUGAUGACUUAGAGCAAGAGUACUCAGAGCUAAAUAGUCUAUUCGAAAGUACUCUAGCAUUUUAUCGAACUACUUUUGAAGAAUUUAACAAGACCAAGAUAGACACAAACUUACUUGAAGAUAGAGAUGAUCAAGCUUCUGAGAAUGAUAAUCAAGAAGAAAUAGAGAGAGCUAAGAAGAUCACAAGAAUCCAUAAAUCUUACUUACAAUGGCUCACUGACUUCUGAGUAAAGUCCUCCAACGAUGCUCUUGGAAUGAAGUAUCCAAGAAUUUAUCAAGAAAUCAGUAAGGAAUCUAUCUCAAAUUUAUCUCAUCUGGUGAUUAUCUGUUCACAAAGAUAUAAGAAAGAAGUUGCUGAGAAUUUUGCAAGACUGCUUCAGAGUAACACCAAUCUUUUUGCAUCUCCUCUUGGGCAUACUUACUUCUCAGUCUUUGGAGAUCCAAGAGUUAUAGUUGAGAGAGAAAUUCAAAAAUCAGUUUUCUCUAUAAUCAGAUUCUAUAAGGAGAAAGAGAAAGACAAGUCCCAACCUAAAGGCAAAAUGGCUAGUGUGCAAGUCUGGAGUAUCUUCAUCCUAAUGAUCAUGAAUGAGUACACUAUUGGGAGGCCAGCCAUCGAAAAUAUUGAGAGCUUGAGACCCACCCUGAUUCAGAAGGAGCUAGAUCACAUCCCAAGUGAGAAAAUUUCGAAUUACAUCUGCUGCUCCAAAAUUGUCAACGUGAUUGUUGAGUUCUUAAAGAAGUUAGGCAACCCAAAAACAAAGGAAAGAGAAGCUAUUAUUUUCCUCAAUACCUUCUUCUUUAUUUGAAAUGGAGGACCAGAAAGAAGAGAAACUCUCCCAUGUCUCUUCUCUAUAUUAAGAUUCAGGAAGAUACUAAACAUGAGACAGUUAGGACGUUUCAGGCAAUACUUUGAAAAGAUGGAGACCAAGUACACAGAGCCCCAAUUUAUCGUUAUUCUAAAUGCCAUAAAAUCAGUCUUCAACGACAAUGCUGACAAGUUUGGUAAAGUUGAGGCUCCUGAACAGCCAGAAAGCCAGUCUUCCCAACCUGAGCAAAACUCUCAGGCUACAUCUAACAAGAAGAAGAGACCAAGCGAUGACAGCCAGAUGCUCCAAGUAGAAUCCUCAUUGCAGAAGGAAGUUAAAGUAGAAUAAUCUAUGCAACGC
This is a messenger RNA of Moneuplotes crassus, 3439 nucleotides long. NCBI's taxonomy places the organism in Eukaryota, Ciliophora, Spirotrichea, Euplotida, Euplotidae. The record is from the annotation of a GenBank genome assembly.